Tetrahymena thermophila SB210 is the source of this 2938-nucleotide messenger RNA. RefSeq names its product small GTP-binding domain protein. Gene Ontology annotation, molecular function: ribosome binding; GTP binding. Gene Ontology annotation, cellular component: cytoplasm. The transcript is spliced from 11 exons. Lineage: Eukaryota; Ciliophora; Oligohymenophorea; Hymenostomatida; Tetrahymenidae. The record is from RefSeq and is a predicted model, not a curated record.
GAAUAAAUCAAAUACUUGCUUGCUUAAAAGUUAAUUUAUAUGCAAUAAUUGAUUGAUAUAAAUAAUUCAAGAAAAUUUUAGAAUUUCUAUAUUAAUAUUAACAUUGGAUUAAAGAUACAACUAAUAAUCUUCAAAAUAAAGUUUGCAUUUAUUCUAAUGAUUAAAUCAUUACUCUUUAGAGGGUCAACAUUCCUCAAAUAAUAGUUCGUUUUUAAGCAAGUUUACAGAUAUUCUGAAAAAGAGUAGCUCGACUUCAGGAAACAAAAUUUAAGUUAAGAUAAAUAAUAGUAGAAAUAAAUUGGAUAUGAAACUAAUUGCAUGGUUCUCCAUCCUAUUUUUUUUCCUAACAAAGGUCCUCUUAUGGAAUUAUAUUUAGCUGAAGAAGCUGUGGGUUUAGCUAAAUCGUUAGAUUGGAAUGUUUAAAAAGGACCUUACUGGAAGGAAGAGUAUGACAAAAAAGUAAUAUAAUUGUAAGAGGAAGAACAAGAAGAAUAGUAGAUAGAACAUGUCGAAGAUGCAAAUUAUGAAAGUAAAAAUAAAAGAAAAAGAAAAAACCCCAAAGAAGAUAACCGUCCUAAAUUAGAUGAGGGAUGGUAGUAUUUUGAUUAAACAAAUAUAAAAGAUGGGGAUUAUAUUUACACUCAUUACUUCAAAGGAACUUAUUAUAAAAAUGGUAUAAUAGUAGAUGAUCAGUCAGAUACAGAAGAUGAUGGUGAUAUGUUUCAUGAGUGGAGAAACAAAAUUCUAAGAGAGUCAAUAGCAAAGAGUUCAUUGAUUAAGAUGAAAAAGAUAAUAGGAAAAUCAUUUUUCACAAAAGGAAAGCUUAUGGAUAUUGGAAUAUAUAUUAAAGACAACUCAAUCGACUGUGUAUUUAUUAAUACUGAACUCACCCCAACUUAGCAUAAAAACUUGGAAAGGUUAUGGACUGGAAUAGUGAACGGAAGAGAAGACGAAGUAUUUUUUAAGAAGAAUCCUAUGAUGAGCUCAGACACAGAGGCAGAAGGUGACGAACCAAUCUAAACUUCGGACUAUGAUAAUAGCAGUGGCAAAAAAAUAAGAGUAUUCGAUAGAUUCACAAUGAUUCUCUAGAUCUUUGCAAAGAGAGCAUAAACUCAAAUAGCUCGCCACCAAAUCGAAGUUUGCUUUUUGAAUUAUUUGAAAACAAAGCUUCAAAGAGAAGGAGGAACCACUUUUAAUGCAAUGUAUAACAUUUUUAAAGGCGACUUAAUGACUGCUUAAGAAAUUUCUUUAGAAGUCGUCAGUGCUAAAUCAAGAGCUGCUAAAGGUAAAGUUCAAGGUGAAGGUGAAACUUAGCUCGAGCUUUAAAGACGUCUCGUUAAUGACAAAUUAUCAAAACUUAAAAAAGAACUCAUAUCUUUGCUCGAGAAUUAAAAUUUCCUGCGUGAAAAAAGAAAGAAGCAAUACAACAAUGUACCCACAAUUGCUCUUAUUGGGUACACUAAUGCAGGUAAAAGUGCAUUGAUGAAUGCCUUAAUUAAAAAAGAUGUUGUAGAAAGCAAGGACAACCUUUUCUAAACUCUUUCAACUACUUCCAGAAAGUUUAAACUAAUUUCUGGAUAAUAGGCAAUUAUACUUGAUACUAUUGGUUUUAUCACAGAUUUACCUCACGAAUUAGUCGAUUCUUUCCAAUCUACUUUGAUGGAAGUUGAACAUGCUGAUUUAGUUUUACAUGUUAGAGACAUUUCUCAUCCUCAUACUGAAGACUAAAAGAAGACUGUUUUAAAAGUUCUUAAAUAGCUUGGAUUUGAUUAAUAGUUUUACACCAACAAAAUGAUUGAAGUAUGGAAUAAGAUGGAUCUUUUAGAAGAAAACGUUGAUUACCAAUCUGCUUUGAAAUCCGAUUUCCCAGUUGUACCAGUUUCUGCUUUAUAUAAUACAAACAUCAAGAAGCUUACCUAAAUCCUAGAAUAGAAAGUUAACCACUUGAUGAAUAAAAAAUACUACACAAUAGUUAAUCCUCUCAACACUCAUGAAGAGAGAUAUAAAUGGUUGUUUGCCAAUGCAAAUAUAUCUAGACUUGAAAAUGAAAUGUAUGAUUAUAAAUAAACUAAAUAAUAUCCAUAUGGAAAUGUUAAAUUCUAAGUUUUACUGGACGAUGUAACAUUUAGACGUUUUUGCCACACUUUCAACAUUUAAGUUGAAACCAACGAUAAUAAAAAAGGAAUGCCUCCAAAAGAGUGGUUAAAAGGAUCAGAAUCUUACUUUUAGAGAAUGAGAGAAUAGAAAGAAAAAGAAGACUAAAAUUUCUUAAAAAAUAAAAGAGAGGAUUGAAAUAUAAAACUAAUAAAUAAAUAAAAGAUUAAUUAUUUAAAAAUACAAAUAAGUAUUCAAUCAAUUUAUUUAACAUUUUUAAUUUUAAAAAGCUAGUUUUUAUUUGUAAAUGGAUUUAUUUUUGUUAGUUUGUUUGUUAUUUGCUUGUAUUUGAAAAAUCUAUCAUUUUUAUUUAUCAUCAUGCUAAUUUACUAAAAUUCUAUUUUAAAUCUUCCAAAUCUUUUUGUUUUUUAUUUUAAUAUUAUUCAAUUUCUAUGGCACAUUUUUAUAUUACUACUGCAGCUUAUCUAUUCAUCACUUCCCUAUUUACUUGUUCAUUUAUUUCUACCAAAUUCAAUAUUUUAGAUGUGAUAUUCUCUAUCCUUGCUUUCAUUUUUUCUACUUGAUUUUCUAUUUAUACAACAUCUUAAUUUAUAUUUUUUAUAGUCUCAGCUUGCUUAAUAUUCUGAUUAACCAGUCUACUAAAAAUUAAUUCAGCGCUUUGCUCUGCUUUUUGCAAAGAAGAUAUCAGCUACACUUAGUUUUCUCUAAUUUUGGCUACUUUUUCUUAAUCUCUUUACUUUAACAUAUUUAUAAAAUAUAUAUUUGAGUUUUUUAUAUUUAAUUUGAUUAUGUUUUUAUUAAAAAGAUAUUUAUAUCGUUUUAG